GGCUAUUUAAGCAUGAAGAAAACGUACUUCAGUACAUUCAGAAAACAAACUGAUUACUAGAGCUUACUUUGAACUUUGCAAGAAGAUUAACAAACGCAAAAUGAUCUGGCCUUCUGCAUUCGUCCUCCUCACUGUGGCGUCCAUCUGGGCAGACGCCGACAACAGACGAGAAGUCUCCAAAAUGGACUGGAUAGCAUUGAUACCAGCACCUAUAAGGUCGCGAGCCAUUCAGGUUCCGGGAGAAAAUAACGAUGUAGAUCGUAGUUCUGUCAUUAAAAGUCCACGGAUGAUUAUCAAGAGUGAACCUAAAGGAAAGAGAGAAACCGUAGAGGAUAUCAGUUCAGUUAUGACCAACGGACUGGAAAUUGGAAAUGCUAGACUUCCAAUGAUCCAAAUUUCUUCGAUCAGUUCAACUCAAAAAGCGGAUGCUGACUUAGAGGAUUCGACUGCUCGUAAGAUUAGAGUACCUGUCGUUCCAGUUAUUCAACGCUCUCUCACCAGUUCAUCUGUAGUGGAUGAUUGAGCUUCAUUACGUAAAACCAAAUUAAAGUUCGGUCAAUUGUUCAUGGACUUGAAAAAAAAAAAGAAAAAAAAAGUGGAUGUAAGUUAAAGUUGUCGGAAACACUGUUACAAUAGAAAAGCUUUUCUUCCAGUUUUAACAAGCAUCGAAAACAGAUUGAAUCGAGAUAGUGAUUCAAUGAUUUUAAAUUAUCUUCAAAAUAGACGAACUUACUCUUAUUUCGAGAAGGCGAAUUUACGUAUGAACAUUAUUAUACAAUUUGAUAUAUUUUAAAAUAAUUCAACUGUGUUUAAAUUUAAAAUUGCUUUUUUUAAAUAUAAAAAAAAAUUAAGUUCAUUGUGCACAUUUGAAACUUGCUUUUAUGAAAUAAAAACAAUUUAACUUC
Messenger RNA from Physella acuta, 905 nucleotides. RefSeq lists its product as uncharacterized. The record is from RefSeq and is a predicted model, not a curated record. NCBI's taxonomy places the organism in Eukaryota, Metazoa, Mollusca, Gastropoda, Physidae.